Molecule: messenger RNA, 815 nt
Organism: Saprolegnia parasitica CBS 223.65
Lineage: Eukaryota; Oomycota; Saprolegniomycetes; Saprolegniales; Saprolegniaceae
Exons: 2
Coding region: 15-815 (266 amino acids)
Source: RefSeq, a predicted model, not a curated record
UGCACCGAGGUGCAAUGUAUGGCACGUAUGCGCUCGAGGUGCACGGCCAGGCGCUGCGCCGCCUUGGGCGCCGCCACCGCGUCUACCUCUGCAUCGCCAUCGCAGCGCUCUACUCCCUGGCCAUGGUCGUCCGCAUCGACCGGACGCUGCGCGCUACGUCGCUCGACGUGAGCGCUGGACCGUAUGGCUGCCUGCCCGUUCCGUCGCUCUCGGUGGCCGCCUGUCCGACGCGCUCGGUUAUCGCUAUCGGCGAGCGCGUCGUCAACCGAGCGCCGUACGCUGGCACGACCGUCGCGCUUUGCUACACCAACACGACGAUCGAGCUCACAUUUAGCGCGACGCAGCAAGACACCUUCUUCGUCCAGCCCACGUACGGCCACAACGACAACAUUUGGGAGUACAACGUCAUGGAGACGUUCCUUGCGCUUGGCGACGACGACCCGACCAGCUAUUUUGAGUUUGAGGUCUCGCCGACCAACCAGACGUACAGCGCGUUCAUCUUGAACCCACGCAGAGACUUCAGCCCGCCCGUGGGCCAUUUUUACGUUGGCAAAGACGAAGCCGAGGCGCGGGCGCUCGGGAUCACAGCGACCACCAGUAUGUACGAGACCAACAAGACGUGGACAUCCGACGUGUCGCUGCCACUCAACCUCUUCAACGUGGUCAACCCAAAGGGCUCGGUAUGGCGCAUGAACUUUCUGCGCAAAAUCACGUCGCCGGCAACGUUCCCGCAGCUUGCCUGUGGUGCCUGGAACGCGCCCAACCAAGACAACUUCCACCUGACGUCGUGCUUUGGCCGCGUCCGCUUUGAUUGA